This is a messenger RNA of Ctenopharyngodon idella (grass carp), 6962 nucleotides long. RefSeq names its product adenylate cyclase 3a (gene adcy3a). Gene Ontology annotation, biological process: cAMP biosynthetic process; intracellular signal transduction; adenylate cyclase-activating G protein-coupled receptor signaling pathway. Gene Ontology annotation, molecular function: adenylate cyclase activity. The transcript has 20 exons. Gene Ontology annotation, cellular component: plasma membrane. Lineage: Eukaryota; Metazoa; Chordata; Actinopteri; Cypriniformes; Xenocyprididae. The record is from RefSeq and is a predicted model, not a curated record. The coding region runs from base 1179 to 4541 and encodes 1120 amino acids.
UUCCUCUGCGAAUCGGACAUCAUGUUCGCUUGCAUUUAGAAAGUGAGGAGGACUGAAUGUCUCCGUAUAUAUACACAGACUCAAUGAAAAGUCGGGGUUGUCUACAGCCAGGUCUGGUCUAUCGAGGCAGGAGAACUGAAGGCUGUGCCAAAUAUCUUCUGUUUUCAUCCAUGAAACGGGAAGUCGCGUGAUUAUUGAUGACUUUUGGUGGAAAAAGCCUUCGAAUCAACCAUACGGUGAUUUUCAUGCGUUUUACUGGUGAUUUUGAGAUUGAUCUUUGCCACACUGUACAUCUUCGAAGGAGCCACAGAUCGGACUGUGUUAUGUUAUGUGAAUAUGUUACGGAUAAAGGCAGCUCUGCAAGAUAAAUCCACGUUUUCAUCACUGAACCUCCGCGAAAAUCCUGCUUUGCACGUCUUGUGGUGAUUUCACUUAUGAAAAUGUCAGGAUAUGUACCAUUUCUUAGCAUAACAUAAGACAGCAGCGGCGUAUUGUAAAAUGCAUUUCCAUAUUUCGUACGGCGCGGGAGCGCAACAUGUAUUUCCUGCGUGAAUCCUGUAUGCACAGGAAGAGAAAUGCAUUAUAACAGACUGUAUCAGGCCAAGAUACGCUCUCCGAUCACGAUCACAUCUGUUUUGUCUAUUUAAGCAGCCAUUCGCUUUUUAUUUUCCUUAUCACAGGGUGUCAUGCUGAUCUGGGGCGAAACAUCUCGUUCAAUGGUCGUAUCGCUUCCUUCCUGAUGUUCUUCAUCCAUGCAAGGAUUCACCAUGGAAACCCUCAGGUGGACACCGAGACUGGAUCCUGGAUUGGAAACAGAGAGGCUCAUGGAUGUGUAAACAGCUUCGCAGUCCUUUUUGUCGCCUUCAUGUCAACUUGCUGAGGCUUGUCUUUGCAGACAUCAGAAAAAAAACAAAGGCGUGUAGCUGGGGGCAUUUGUUCGAGAAGUGCGCUGGCGGGCGCCAGUGCCACGAACAUGCAUGCAAGAUCUGAUUCAGAGUCUAAACAUGCGAGCCAUGACAAUCAGGUGGUGACUUCGGAUCUGAUCUCAGGAUUGGACAUUGCCCGACACGUUUCCAGGCUUUCAAGCGACCAAGCGCAAUGUUUUCGGAGCGUCUGCUGCGUUGAAACCCACAAGGAGUAAUAGUUUUCAUAGCAUCUUUUACAAUCCAAAGCCCAGAAUGCCUCGGAACCGGGCCUUUUCCGAGCCAGAGUAUUCUGCGGAGUAUUCGGCUGACUGUUCGGUCACCCUGCCCUCUGACCCCGGGCAGGCGGUGGGACGCACCCACGAGGUGACAGUGCGCAGUUCUGGCUGCUGCCUGUGUCUGCCGCGGUUUAUGCGUCUGACCUUUGCGCCAGAAUCUCUGGAGAACCUCUACCAGACCUAUUUCCGCCGGCAGCGGCACGAGACCCUGCUGGUGCUGGUGGUGUUCGCGGCCCUCUUUGACUGCUACAUCAUUGUGAUGUGCACUGUGCUUUAUACCAGCGAUAAGCUGGCGUCUGUGGUCGUGGCGUCCGUGGGACUGGUGGCAGACGUGCUCUUGUACUUUCUGUGCCGGUACGGCCUGCUCCCCGACCGUGUGACGCGCCGCCUGGUGCCCUAUGCCUUAUGGGUGCUCAUAGCGGCCCAGAUCUUCUGUUACCUAGGACUGAACUUUGCCCGCUUCCAUCAGCCCAGCGACACGGUGGGCUGGCAGGCCUUUUUUAGCUUUUCCUUCUUUUUGACUCUGCCGCUGCGGCUGACCCCUAUAGUGCUGAUCACGGCCGUGUCCUGCGGCGUCCACACCCUGGUCCUGGGCGUCACUAUUGCCCAGCAGCAGCAAGAGGACAUUCAGGGGGCGGCUCUUGGAAGACAGCUGCUGGCCAACAUUGUGAUCUACUUAUGUGCCAUCACAGUGGGCGUCAUGUCGUAUUACAUGGCCGACCGCAAACACCGCAAGGCCUUUCUAGAGGCCCGGCAGUCGCUGGAGGUGAAGCUGAACCUGGAGGAGCAAAGUCAGCAGCAGGAGCGUCUCCUGCUGUCCAUCUUGCCCAAGCACAUUGCAGACGAGAUGCUUCAGGACAUGAAGAAAGAAGCCAGUCAGAAAGAGAUGCAGCAGUUCAACACAAUGUACAUGUAUCGGCAUGAGAAUGUCAGUAUUCUGUUCGCAGACAUCGUGGGCUUCACACAGCUGUCCUCGUCCUGUAGUGCGCAGGAAUUGGUUAAGUUGCUUAACGAAUUGUUUGCCCGUUUCGACAAACUAGCAGCUAAAUACCACCAGUUGAGGAUCAAGAUUCUCGGCGACUGCUAUUACUGUAUUUGUGGCCUUCCAGAUUACCGUGAUGACCAUGCGGCCUGCUCCAUCAUGAUGGGCUUGGCUAUGGUUGAGGCAAUUUCAUAUGUUCGAGAGAAGACGCAGACCGAUGUGGACAUGCGUGUCGGGGUGCAUUCUGGAACAGUCUUGGGUGGGGUGCUCGGACAGAAGCGCUGGCAGUAUGAUGUGUGGUCUACUGACGUGACGGUGGCCAAUAAGAUGGAGGCAGGAGGAAUACCAGGGCGAGUACACAUCUCCCAGAAUACCCUGGAGUGUCUGCACGGGGAGUUUGAUGUGGAGCCAGGGAAUGGAGGAGACCGCUGUGAAUACCUGAAGGAAAGGGGCAUUGAAACAUACUUGGUGGUGGUGCCCAAGGGACCCGUGGGCAAAAAUGGCAUCAAUGGAGUAAAGCUUUCGGUGACGUCAUCGAAUGGGAAUUCUCCAUUACUGAUCAACACCACGGAGUGUAAUGGGAGCGUCCACACGGCAUGUACCACACCGGAGGAUCCAGAGGAGCUGGAUACACGGGUGGUGAACCCCUCAUUUCCAAACCCGCGGCGUCGGUUACGUCUGCGGGAUCUGGCUGAGAGAGUGAUCGACGCUCAGGAGAAUGAACAGGAGCUCAAUAAACUCCUCAAUGAAGCUCUGCUGGAGAGAGAGACCGUACAAGCGCUGAAAGGGAAGUACACUAAUCCUCUGUCUCUGCGCUUCACCGAUCCGGAGCUGGAAACGCGUUUCUCGGUGGAGAAGGAGAAGCAGAGUGGAGCCGCUUUCAGCUGCUCGUGUGUGGUGCUGGUCUUCACUGCCGUCAUGGAGGCCCUCAUUGACCCCUGGUUGGUUGCAAACUAUGUGACUCUGGCCAUAGGAGAAGUCUUGCUGCUUAUUCUUACUAUCUGUUCGCUGGCCGCCAUUUUCCCACGGGUAUUUCCAAAGAGAUUGGUGUCAUUCUCCACUUGGAUUGAUCACACGCGCUGGGCUCGCAACACUUGGGCCAUGGCAGCCAUUUUCAUAGUCACAAUGGCAGACAUAGUGGAUAUGUUAAGCUGUCGGCCUCCUCAGCCCUCCACAAACGAGGUGACUGCGGUCCCUCCGGUCACAGCGGCCGCCAGGGACUGUUCGGAGAAUCCUAAAUACUACAGCUACAUCGCCGUACUGGCUCUUAUUGCCACCACCAUGCUGGUGCAGGUCAGCCACAUGGUCAAACUCACGCUCAUGCUGCUGAUCACUGUAGCUACAGGUGUAGUCAACAUCUACACCUGGAGGGACAUCUUUGACCUGUACGAUCAGGCUCGUUUUAAGGAAUACAGAGUUUAUCUUGUGCCCUCCAAAUACACCAUGAGUGUGAUGAUCUUCAUCAUGAUGGUCAGCUUCUACUACUUCUCCCGACAUGUGGAGAAGCUCGCACGCACACUGUUCCUGUGGAAGAUUGAAGUGCAUGAGCAGAAGGAGAAGGUGUACGAGAUGAGGCGCUGGAACGAGGCUCUGGUCACUAAUAUGCUUCCGGAGCAUGUUGCCCGACAUUUCCUGGGCUCCAAGAAGAGGGACGAGGAGCUUUACAGCCAAUCCUAUGAUGAGAUUGGAGUCAUGUUCGCCUCCAUCCCAAAUUUCUCUGAUUUCUAUACGGAGGAAAGCAUCAACAACGGCGGGAUUGAGUGUCUGAGGUUCCUCAAUGAAAUCAUUUCGGAUUUUGAUAGUCUUUUAGAUGAGCCACAGUUUCGCUGUAUAACCAAGAUCAAGACCAUUGGCAGCACCUACAUGGCAGCAUCAGGAGUCACUUCAGACAGUAACACUGUUAAUGGUUAUGCUUGCAUGAAGAAAGAAGAAAUUUCAGACAGGGAACGGUGGCAGCACUUGGCAGAUCUUGCUGAUUUUGCUCUGGCCAUGAAAGUCACAUUAAUGAACAUCAACUACCAGUCCUUCAAUAACUUCAUGCUCCGCAUCGGGUUGAAUAAAGGGGGCGUUUUAGCUGGUGUUAUUGGCGCCCGUAAACCUCAUUUUGACAUCUGGGGAAACACUGUGAAUGUCGCCAGUCGCAUGGAGUCCACAGGGGUGAUGGGAAACAUCCAGGUGGUGGAGGACUGCUACUGCAUCCUGAAGGACUAUGGCUUCCGCUUCGUGAGGAGGGGACCGAUAUUUGUCAAGGGGAAAGGAGAGCUGCUCACCUAUUUCUUAAAGGGACGUGAAAAACAAGGCUCCUUCAUUAACGGCUCUUUUGUCACCCUGCCGCACCAAGUGGUGGACAGCUCUUGACCAACACGCACACACACACACUGUCGUACUCUUCAAAAUUGCUCGCGCACACCUCACGUCAUACCUCUUCUGCCGAGUACAUGUGCUCCAGUAAUUAGUACUUUCAAAUGUGUUUUCUCUAUUUAUUAGCCUGAAGAAAGAAAUUUUGGUGGGAAACAAGACAGAUUUUCUGUUUAUAUAAGAGAAGUACUAUAAAAUAUAACUUUUGAAAGUGUGCACAGCAACGAAUGAAUGAAACUAAAGUUGAAUGAUUUUAAUAGGCUGCUGAAGUGAUAAACAGUUUGAGAGGAGGUUGUUUUUAAACACAGAUUACAAUGAACUCUACUGUAUAUUACACACUGCGCUGCUCAAAGAAACCUAUUUUUGUUCUUCUUUCAUUUGAAAUCCUUUUAUUAUUUAAUCCUUUAUUAUUUAACGAUUACCCUGAACGUCCAGUAUGUCUGAAUGUUGUUUGCAAUUGAAAAGCUUCUCUGAAUGCCUGCGUAGGAAAGCAUACUUAUGGAAGUGUGUGUGUGUGUGUGUGUGUGUGUAGACAUGCAUUUCUAUAGUAGUCACUUUUUCUUUAUUUGUUGACUUUGCAGUCAUUUAUAAUGGAGAUACACGGGGUUCUAAAGUCUGAGAACACAUCAAAUCAUGUGUUUUAUUCAAUAUAUCCCUGGAAAUAACCAUACAGUUCUAUGAUUUUAAAGAUUUUAAAAAUAAUUCUAUAAUACAUAGCUUGUUAACAGUCAUUGUCCCGGUAGCAGGACACUUGGCACUCUUUUUUUUAAUGCCUUUUCCCCGAUCAGAUAUUUUAGCAAUCAUCAUGAAUUAGGCAUCAUUCGAAAGCUUAACCACUCAAAAUUCAUCCUGUGAAACCGUUUUGAAAUUAGACCUUGCAUUACCAUGUUAACGAUACUUUCUUGUCACCAUGAAAUCAAAAUUUAUUAUUUUUUUUAUAGAAUGUUGCAGUAUUUAUUAUAAGAGCAUAUUAUGAGACCAUAGGGUGUCCCAUUUGUCAUUUUAGGUUUCAGAAGGGUGCUCGCGAGCGGCCCCUUUGCAGGCGAUAUGCGCCUUCAAUGCAGCAGACUUCUCAAUACAUUAGCUUUUUUUCCAUCAUCCUUUAGUUAGCGUUACAUUAUAUGAUCACACUUGUCAUUCAAGUGCUAUUAAACCAUUCAAGCGCAAAGCGAGACGCAAAAAAAAAUCCCAAUAACUUAAAUCUGUACUUAAAUGCGCGCUGGCCGCAUUGACGUAUGCCAAAAUGCCCGUCUUGUCAAGUAUCCUCAUUGGCACAGUCUUAAAUGAGUUAAAUAAAGUCUUAAAUGAUCGUAAAGAGUUGUGAGGACAUCGGAUGUGUGUCAGAUCCACGUCGUGUGCGGCAGGUCUUAAAGUGACAGCAGCCUAAUAAACCUGCUGCUGUGAUGCCUGCCAUUAAUGUUAAUCAAAGAACAAAAGACAAAGAGAAAAUCACACUGCUCUUGACUGAAUAACUUUUGUAGCUUUAAUAAGGAGUAAUCUAUUUUCAAUUUAUAAUUUAUGCAGUGAAGGCUGUUAAGUGUUUGAUAACUUACAUAUUUAAAAUAUACUGUCUUUAUGUUGUUUCCACCUUCAUUCGGAGAUUAUAUGUGAAAUUAUUACAAUAUAAAAAUAUAUUAAAAACUUUACAGUUAGGUGCGAUUAUGAUUAAUUACAGAAAAAUGUGCGACUAAUUAGUUAAUUUUUUUUUUUAAUCGAUUGACAGCACUAAUAUAUGUAUAUUUAAAAUUGUAAAAACAUGGUAUUCUAAAAAUAAAAGCAGAAGCACUUUCACUGGUGGUCUCAGACUUUUGGACCCCACUAUCGUUCUAGUAAAGUGUUCCUCAUGUGCCAAAUACAAGCCACUAUGUGCGUCAGUUUGUGGUACUCUGAGGACGCAGUCAGAGGUCAGCAGGGGUGUAGGAGUAUCACUGUGAACGGGUUCAUUGUGUGUGUCUGUCCGCACUACAUUCAUGGCAGUAUUGCAGGGAUGAAUGUUUCUUAAUUCAGAAUAUAUUCCCCAUGGUGUCUUUCCUCAAAGAUUAGAUGAAUGUGCAAUAGUUUAUUCUUUUACGCCAUCCUGCUCUCCAGUACAGUUUUAAAAAGAGCCCUCCUCUCCCAGCAAGUCAUAUUUUUAUAUUAUGAUGUAAAAGUUGUAGUUAAAGAGUAUUGUACAAAGAGACCGGACGUUAGGCUGGAACGGUGUGUCUUAAAAACUGGCCAGAAAGUUAAUUUAUUGCCAGUGUCAGGGACGUUCUGUGUCGGUAAGCAGAAGUCACAUCUGAUUUUGACUUUCGUAUGUUAAAAUGGUUUAUGAGGGCAUGACAUUGUGGCCGAUCUCUGUGGUUUGAUACCAGACUAAAAUUUGAUAUUUUUGAAUUAUCCUUAGAUAUGGAAUAAAAUGGCACUUUGAAUGAUCUGUUA